Messenger RNA from Cryptomeria japonica (Japanese cedar), 2050 nucleotides. RefSeq names its product probable serine/threonine-protein kinase At1g54610. The transcript has 7 exons. Lineage: Eukaryota; Viridiplantae; Streptophyta; Pinopsida; Cupressales; Cupressaceae. Gene Ontology annotation, molecular function: ATP binding; RNA polymerase II CTD heptapeptide repeat kinase activity; cyclin-dependent protein serine/threonine kinase activity. The record is from RefSeq and is a predicted model, not a curated record. The coding region runs from base 184 to 1992 and encodes 602 amino acids. Gene Ontology annotation, biological process: positive regulation of transcription elongation by RNA polymerase II; protein phosphorylation. Gene Ontology annotation, cellular component: cyclin-dependent protein kinase holoenzyme complex; nucleus.
CGGUUAGUUGUUGGGGAAGAAAAAUACAAUACCCUUUUCUUCCUUCUUCUCGAGCUCGGCAAUUCCCAUGCACCAAAUACGUCAUCAUUGCCAGGCUCUGUUUGCAUUUGCAGCAGAGAAAAUAUAACUCAACUUGUUUGUUAUCGAUCAAACAUUAACAGAAGAUACACACACACAAACACGAUGGUUUGGAAAAUUUUUGACAAUCUUGUAGGCUGCAUUCAGACCAAACCAGAGUCAUCAAGGAAUGGUCGGCGAGAUAUAUUUAAACAACGGCAUGAGUACGGGCCUGGUAGUAACUCCGCCAGAAAUUUAUAUGAAGAGGAAGGGGGGGAUAAAGAAGAAUCUGAACGGGAAAGGCCCAAAGAAGGUGAUCAAUAUGAAUCUAUAAAUAAGCAUCUUCACGACUUGCAAUCGGAAACGGAAACGGAAACCAUUGCAACUGCUCCUGGCACCAAAGCUACAGCCACAGCCACAGCCACAGCCACAGUUUUAGACCAGUCUCCAGACGGAUGGCCAACUUGGCUAACUAAAAUUGCUGGCGACGCUCUUGAUGGAUGGACUCCUAGAAGUGCAGAGUCAUAUGACAAACUAGACAAAAUUGGUCAGGGCACCUACAGCAAUGUAUACAAAGCUCGGGACCGUGAGACGGGGAGGAUUGUUGCACUCAAAAAAGUACGAUUUGACACUUCAGAGCAAGAAAGUGUAAGGUUUAUGGCAAGAGAAAUUAAAAUCCUGCGCAGAUUAGAUCAUCCAAAUAUUGUCAAACUGGAGGGGCUUGCCAAGUCAAGGAUGCAGUACAGUCUGUACCUGGUCUUUGAAUAUAUGGAAUCUGAUCUAGCUAGCAUUAUUUCAAGGGCUGAUGUCAAGCUCACAGAAGCUCAGGUCAAAUGUUACAUGCAACAGUUACUUCAGGGGCUGGAACACUGUCAUGAGAGAGGAGUGUUACAUCGUGAUAUCAAGGGAUCUAAUCUGCUAGUUGAUAAGCAUGGUGUUCUCAAAAUUGCAGACUUUGGUCUUGGAACUUUCUUCCGACCACACCAAAAGCAACCUCUUACGAACAGAGUGAUAACACUUUGGUAUCGGCCUCCUGAAUUGCUCCUAGGAGUUACAGAGUAUGGAGUAGCCAUAGAUCUCUGGAGUGCCGGUUGCCUUCUUGGAGAAUUGUUCAGAGGAAAGCCAAUCAUGCCGGGUAGAACAGAGGUAGAACAACUGCAUAAGAUAUUCAAAAUGUGUGGAUCACCAUCUGAAGAUUACUGGAAAAAGCUGAAAUCGCCAAACACAGCGGCCAUGUUCAGGCCACAACAUUGUUAUAAGAGGAAUCUGGGGGAGAGCUUCAAGGAUUUACCCGCCUCAGCAUUAAAUCUCUUGAAUACGCUUCUUGCCCUCGACCCACCUGAUCGGGGUACCGCAUCUCGAGCCUUAAUGACCCAAUUCUUCACAACAAGUCCUUUACCAUGUGAUCCUUCAUGCUUGCCAAGGUUCCCUCAAGUUAGGGAUUUAGACACAAUUAUCCCACCUGAAGGAAGAAGGCAUAGAAGUGGAAAAACACGCACUCACAAGCAUCGAAACACAAGAAAUAAAAAGGAUCAUAACAUUAUCAAAGAUGGACAAGAGGAAAUGAUGACAUCAAUUGAGGAAAAAUAUCAAACUACAUCAAGUGAGUUAGAUUCAAAUAGAUAUAGUUUUCAUGAGCUUAAUUCUAGUUCAUCUAGUGGCUACAACAUGAAUAUGGACAUAAACAAAAAUCAACAAAAUGAAGGUGAUGACUUAUCUCCAAUCUCACCGCCAAAAGACUAUUCCAAGAAAAGGUCACCGAAUUUAGAUCGCCAUCCAAAAUUUAUACCUCCCCCACCUUCAUCGCGCUUUACUUCAUUAAAAGGAAAGUCUCUUUCUGCUUCAAACUUUUCCUUAAUUAGAAAUCAACAACAAUUAUCUACCAAUCUUGCAGCUGUCUGUGAUGAUUCUUCAAAUGAAAAUAUUUCCAAGUAGAGAUUAUUUCAAUUGUAACAAAAACAAAGAAUAAUUUCUAGAUAUUUCUUUUUUCUCA